Procambarus clarkii (red swamp crayfish) is the source of this 2628-nucleotide messenger RNA. RefSeq names its product serine/arginine repetitive matrix protein 5-like. NCBI's taxonomy places the organism in Eukaryota, Metazoa, Arthropoda, Malacostraca, Decapoda, Cambaridae. The record is from RefSeq and is a predicted model, not a curated record.
AUGAUUGAAAACAAAAGCCGGGUCUCCGAGCGUCCACCAGGAGGGUCUCCGAGCGUCCACCAGGAGGGUCACCGAGCGUGCACCAGGAGGGUCUCCGAGCGUCCACCAGGAGGGUCUCCGAGCGUCCACCAGGAGGGUCUCCGAGCGUCAACCAGGAGGGUCUCCGAGCGUCCACCAGGAGGGUGUCCGAGCGUCCACCAGGAGAGUCUCCGAGCGUCAACCAGGAGAGUCUCCGUGCGUCCACCAGGAGGGUGUCCGAGCGUCCACCAGGAGGGUGUCCGAGCGUCCACCAGGAGGGUCUCCGAGCGUGCACCAGGAGGGUCUCCGAGCGUUCACCAGGAGAGUCUCCGAGCGUCCACCAGGAGGGUGUCCGAGCGUCCACCAGGAGGGUCACCGAGCGUGCACCAGGAGGGUCUCCGAGCGUCCACCAGGAGGGUCUCCAAGCGUCCACCAAGAGGGUCUCCAAGUGUCCACCAGGAGGGUCUCAGAGCGUCCACCAGGAGGGUCUCCAAGCGUCCACCAGGAGGGUCUCCGAGCGUUCACCAGGAGGGUCUCCGAGCGUCCACCAGGAGGGUCUCCGAGCGUCCACCAGGAGGGUCUCCGAGCGUCCACCAGGAGGGUCUCCGAGCGUCCACCAGGAGGGUCUCCGAGCGUCAACCAGGAGGGUCUCCAAGCGUCCACCAGGAGGGUCUCCGAGCAUCCACCAGGAGGGUCUCCGAGCGUCCACCAGGAGGGUCUCCGAGCGUGCACCAGGAGGGUCUCCGAGCAUGCACCAGGAGGGUCACCGAGCGUCCACCAGGAGGGUCUCCGAGCGUCCACCAGGAGGGUCUCCUAGCGUCCACCAGGAGGGUCUCCGAGCAUCAACCAGGAGGGUCUCCGAGCGUCCACCAGGAGGGUCUCCAAGCGUCCACCAGGAGGGUCUUCAAGCGUCCAUCAGGAGGGUCUCCAAGCGUCCACCAGGAGGGUCUCCGAGCGUCCACCAGGAGGGUCUCCGAGCGUCCACCAGGAGGGUCUCCGAGCGUCCACCAGGAGAGUCUCCGAGCGUCAACCAGGAGAGUCUCCGUGCGUCCACCAGGAGGGUCUCCGAGCGUCCACCAGGAGGGUCUCCGAGCGUCCACCAGGAGGGUCUCCAAGCGUCCACCAGGAGGGUCUCCGAGCGUCCACCAGGAGGGUCUCCGAGCGUCCACCAGGAGGGUCUCCGAGCGUCCACCAGGAGGGUCUCCGAGCGUCCACCAGGAAGGUCUCCGAGCGUCCACCAGGAGGGUCUCCGAGCGUCCACCAGGAGGGUCUCCGAGCGUCCACCAGGGGUCUCCGAGCGUCUCCAGGAGGGUCUCCGAGCGUGCACCAGGAGGGUCUCCAAGCGUCCACCAGGAGGGUCUCCGAGCGUCCACCAGGAGGGUCUCCGAGCGUCCACCAGGAGGGUCUCCGAGCGUCCACCAGGAGGGACUCCAAGCGUCCACCAGGAGGGUCUCCGAGCGUCCACCAGGAGGGUCUCCAAGCGUGCACCAGGAGGGUGUCCGAGCGUCCACCAGGAGGGUCUCCGAGCGUCCACCAGGAGGGUCUCCGAGCGUUCACCAGGAGAGUCUCCGAGCGUCCACCAGGAGGGUCUCCGAGCGUCCACCAGGAGGGUCUCCGAGCGUGCACCAGGAGGGUCUCCGAGCAUGCACCAGGAGGGUCUCCGAGCGUCCACCAGGAGGGUCUCCGAGCGUCCACCAGGAGGGUCUCCGAGCGUCCACCAGGAGGGUCUCCGAGCAUCAACCAGGAGGGUCUCCGAGCGUCCACCAGGAGGGUCUCCAAGCGUCCACCAGGAGGGUCUCCAAGCGUCCAUCAGGAGGGUCUCCAAGCGUCCACCAGGAGGGUCUCCGAGCGUCCACCAGGAGGGUCUCCGAGCGUCCACCAGGAGGGUCUCCGAGCGUCCACCAGGAGGGUCUCCGAGCGUCCACCAGGAGGGUGUCCGAGCGUCCACCAGGAGGGUCUCCGAGCGUCCACCAGGAGGGUCUCCGAGCGUCCACCAGGAGGGUCUCCGAGCGUCCACCAGGAGGGUCUCCGAGCGUCCACCAGGAGGGUCUCCGAGCGUCCACCAGGAGGGUCUCCGAGCGUCCACCAGGAGGGUCUCCGAGCGUCCACCAGGAGGGUCUCCGAGCGUCCACCAGGAGGGUCUCCAAGCGUCCACCAGGAGGGUCUCCGAGCGUCCACCAGGAGGGUCUCCGAGCGUGCACCAGGAGGGUCUCCGAGCGUCCACCAGGAGGGUCUCCGAGCGUCCACCAGGAGGGUCUCCGAGCGUCCACCAGGAGGGUCUCCGAGCGUCCACCAGGAGGGUCUCCAAGCGUCCACCAGGAGGGUCUCCGAGCGUCCACCAGGCGAGUCUCCAAGCGUGCACCAGGAGGGUGUCCGAGCGUCCACCAGGAGGGUCUCCGAGCGUCCACCAGGAGGGUCUCCGAGUCCACCAGGAAGGUCUCCGAGCGUUCACUAGGAGAGUCUCCGAGCGUCCACCAGGAGGGUCUCCGAGCGUCCACCAGGAGGGUCUCCGAGCGUCCACCAGGAGGGUCUCCGAGCGUCCACCAGGAGGGACUCCGAGCGUCAACCAGGAGGGACUCCGAGCAUCAACCAGGAGAAGCAAAACAGUAG